Molecule: messenger RNA, 1329 nt
Organism: Wasmannia auropunctata (little fire ant)
Lineage: Eukaryota; Metazoa; Arthropoda; Insecta; Hymenoptera; Formicidae
Gene: Daao2
Product: D-aspartate oxidase
Exons: 8
Coding region: 173-1210 (345 amino acids)
Molecular function (GO): FAD binding; D-amino-acid oxidase activity
Source: RefSeq, a predicted model, not a curated record
UACCGAGAGCGAAUCCGCAAUUAAUUUUGCUCUCGCGGUGACGGUUUCCUUCAUGUCACGAACGAGUCGCGUUUCUCGUGUGAUCACGCGAUAGGAAGAUAUUGUGCAACGUAUCGCAAUCUAUAUCUAACAUCCGUAAUCUCAGUGGAAAAGCAAUAACUGUUGAGAGAAGAUGCGCGUAGCCGUCGUAGGCGCUGGUGUAAUAGGAGUAACGAGCGCGUUUGCGGUGAAAAGCGCUUUUCCGAGUUACGAUGUGAAGAUCUUCGCCGACGCAUUCUCACCUGAUACCACCGGCGAUGGAAGUGCCGGUCUAUGGGGUCCUUAUCUCCUCACCGACACACCUGCGGAGGACAUAAUCCGAUGGGCUGGCAGCACACAUCGGUGGUUCGAGCAAUUAUGGAAAGCCGGAUUAUCGUCGGAAACGGGUGUUUCCCUGGUGCCUGUAACUCGUGUCACUAGCGAAUGCGAGGAGGACACUGAGGUCACUGAGCCAGCAUGGGGAAAACUGGUCUAUGGCCUCCAAAAAAUAAGUAACGAAAGAUUACAACGCUUGAAGGAAGAGCACAAAUCUAAUUACAAACAAGGUUGGCAGUUUAUAACUUAUACCGCCGAACCGGUUCUGCUGUUGCCGUGGCUCAUGGAAAAGUUUGUUGCUUUGGGCGGAAAAAUGGAAAGGAGGAAUAUUAAAAUGUUGCACCAGUUAGCUGAAGAAGGGUAUGAUUUAAUAAUAAACUGCAGCGGGCUCGGUGCACGGGAACUCGUCGCGGAUAAAACGAUGACAUCUAUCAGAGGUCAGGUGUACAGGGUAAAAGCACCUUGGGCAAUGCACUGUAUUUUGGUGGACGAUGACGCCUGCAAUUACAUCAUCCCUAACGUCAACAGCAUCGUAAUAGGCGGCACGCAUCAAGAAGGCGACUUUGAUCGCUUCGUGCGAGAGGAAGAUUCGAAACACAUUUACGACGGAUGCUGCCGUUUGAUGCCGUCUCUGAAGGGGAGUGAAAUAAUACGCGCGUGGGUGGGCCUUCGACCGGGAAGACCGCGAGUCCGUCUGGAGCGCGAGAGCCUCAGCUCGCCCAUGGGAAAAGAGUUCAAGGUGAUACACAAUUACGGCCACGGCGGAAGUGGCGUGACGCUGUGCUGGGGGUGCGCAAUGGACGUCGUGGAGAUGAUAAGAAACUUGAAAGUGCCCGAAUUAAACUCCAAACUGUAACUUCAGGGGCAGAAUAAACUUUUUAUCCUUCGUACACAUUUUUACCCGCAACGGGGUCGCGGGGCGUUUAACCUUGCUCGACCUUUUUCCCUUUACACGAAGGAUUGUCGUCGUUAAAA